AGCCGCUCUGGCGACGCCACCGGAGCAACAAAUUAAGGCACAAACAUUGGCUUAAUAUCAGUCACUAAGCGAUCGUCUGACAGUUAACAACAAACCGUUCAGCGGGAUCAAAAUCGCAGAGUAGCGCGCGCGCGAAUUUCGUAAAUCCUCGGCACAUCCAGCAGGUGUUAAAACUUAAAUAAUUAAACAAGCAAGUGGUCACAACAGUUAAAGAGUGUCGAUUGCUUCUGCAAAUGCUGGCCUUAUAAUCGCACCAUCGAGCAUAACUGUCAUUAACGCGACUGUGUGAAAAAGUCACUUAUUUUGGCGUCAAUGUCGAGGAGAAACGAUUAGAUCAAGCAAUUAAUAUAAUUUCUCUAUAAUUUUGCAUCAGAGUUCACAGCGAACUAAAUCGGGCCAAAGAUGGCAGAUAACAAGGGAUUUACCCCCGAUGGACAGGAAUCCCUCCCAUCGGCGUCACCAGUUGAGAACCCGCCUCCGUACACCGACUCAAUGGUCACGCUGAAUGACUUCAACUCGAAAGCCAACUUGACGGAGAAAGAGAUUUCCCUCACGGAGGAUCCCUACCAUCCCUUCGAGCACCGCGACCCCAAUGGAGCCAGUGCCGGUGGCGCUCUGGCGCACUUGCUCAAGAGUUCCCUGGGCACGGGCAUUCUGGCCAUGCCCAUGGCUUUUCACAAUGCCGGUCUGGCUUUUGGAAUGGCCAUGACGCUGAUCGUUGGAUUCCUCUGCACCCAUUGCGUACAUAUAUUGGUUAAAACUUCGCACAACAUUUGUAGGGAUGCCAAGGUUUCGGCUCUGGGAUUUGCUGAGACGGCGGAGAAGGUCUUCGAGUACGGACCAAAGGGGAUGCGACCCUACUCAAAUUUCGCCAAGCAAUUCGUGGAUAUCGGACUGAUGGCCACUUACUAUGCAGCGGCAUGUGUUUAUAUCGUAUUUAUUGCGACAUCCUUCCACGAUGUCAUUAACUAUGAUUUGAAAAUCAACUGGGAUGUGCGAAUUUACAUUGCCCUAACCGUGAUUCCCUGCCUGCUCAUCGGCCAGAUCCGUGAACUCAAGUGGCUGGUGCCAUUCUCCAUGAUGGCCAACAUCUUCAUUGUGGUUACAUUCGUGAUCACUCUGUACUACAUGUUCGACGAGCCGCUGGUUUACUCCGACAAGCCUCUGAUCGCCAAGGCUGCCAAUAUUCCACUGUUCUUUGCCACCGUGAUCUUUGCCAUGGAGGGAAUCGGUGUUGUGAUGCCCGUGGAGAACUCGAUGAGAAAGCCCCAGCACUUCUUGGGAUGCCCCGGAGUUCUUAACACUGCUAUGGUCACUGUGGUCUCGCUCUAUGCCAUCAUCGGAUUCUUCGGAUAUGUGAGAUUUGGCGACCAGGUGCGUGGCAGCAUCACGCUGAAUCUGCCGGAAGGCGCGUGGUUGGGCGAUACAGCAAAGCUCCUGAUGGCCGUCGCCAUCCUGUUCACCUUUGGGCUGCAGUUCUAUGUGCCCAACGAGAUCCUCUGGCGCAAGAUCAGUCACAAGUUCAGUCCCGAGAAGCACAACAUUACACAGAUCCUGCUGCGCAGUGGCAUUAUCCUGCUGAGCGGUGGUGUGGCUGCGGCUAUCCCCAAUCUGGAACCCUUCAUCAGUCUGGUGGGUGCCGUGUUCUUCUCGCUGCUGGGCAUCUUUGUGCCCAGUUUCGUGGAGACCGUUUACCUGUGGCCCGAUCGCCUGGGCGUGUGCAAGUGGAAGCUGGUCAAGAACAUCUUCCUGGGGGUGUUCUCCAUUCUUGCCCUGGUUGCUGGUGCCGUCGCCAGCAUUAACGAGAUCAUCGAAAUGUACAGCGGCGACGAUUAAGGUUUCCAUAUGUACGGGUUCAACCUUCAAACAGACAGUAGUAUUACACUAGAUGCAGGUAGCUCCAACAAAGGAAGCGAGAUGAAAGACGAGUAUGAGUUCAAAAAGCAGGCAAAGCCCCCCACAUCCACAUCACACCCAACUUAUGGCCAUGUUGAACAUGGUCAAGCGGCUCGAAUGCCAAAUUACCGAUGCCGUUGACUGCAUGAACAUGAUGAUAUUAAGUUUAAGUGCCCUGUUACACAAACUAAGCUGCAAUUCAUAGAAUUUAUAAAUGUUAUUACGUUAAGUUGCUCAGCAUUCCAAAACAAAGCAAACAGUACCAAAACAUUCAAUGUGUCGCCUUUAACUGAUCGGAAUUCCCCAC
Messenger RNA from Drosophila erecta, 2203 nucleotides. Its product is annotated as proton-coupled amino acid transporter-like protein CG1139. NCBI's taxonomy places the organism in Eukaryota, Metazoa, Arthropoda, Insecta, Diptera, Drosophilidae. Gene Ontology annotation, biological process: amino acid transmembrane transport. The record is from RefSeq and is a predicted model, not a curated record. Gene Ontology annotation, cellular component: vacuolar membrane. The coding region runs from base 403 to 1836 and encodes 477 amino acids. Gene Ontology annotation, molecular function: amino acid transmembrane transporter activity. The transcript is spliced from 5 exons.